CGGCGAUCAUGUAGCUAAACAUCGUCAUUAGCCAUGGUUAGCUGUUUUAUCAGGAGCAGCGCAGUGUUCUGAGGGUGACAAUGAUUUCAGUCAGCUAUAUUCUGCUGUGCGGACAGUUUCUGCUGCUACUGACCGUCAUACUGUUACAAUGUCUGGAAGGAAUCCACUCCCAGAACUCGUCAACAGCAGAGACUCCUGCUUCCUCUCCGGGUCAGGGAGCUACCGUCCUCCCCUUCAGCGAACAGCCGGAGGUUGUCAAAUAUGAAAUACCGAUGGACAGUUCAAAUUAUACGGAGCUCUACGAGUACAGACCUCCGUCCCCAGUGGUCCUCUGCAGCUUUCUACCGGAGGAGUUCAUCUACUGUCAGGACCCUGUGGAUCAUGCAGGCAACUACACUGCUUUUCAGGAGAUGGGCCACGGUUGCGUUGGGUGGGGUGGCCAGACUGAAAAAGAGGUGAACCACACACGGGUUAUCUGCACAGCACUUGAUGAUAUAGAAUGUGCUGGACCGAGAGAGUUCCUCACGGGAAGGGUACCCUGCAUCAAAUACACUGGACACUACUUCAUAACCACACUGCUGUACUCCUUCUUCCUGGGUUGUUUCGGGGUUGAUCGUUUUUGCUUGGGCCACACCGGCACCGCAGUGGGGAAGCUGCUCACCCUUGGAGGCCUGGGAAUCUGGUGGUUUGUGGACCUGAUCCUGCUCAUUACUGGUGGCCUGAUGCCCAGCGAUUACAGCAACUGGUGCACCUACUACUGAGACCGACAGCAACACGUGACUGAAGACUUCGACCACCUCUCUGUCUGAUGUGUAUCUGCUUAUUAUGGAGAACUCCAGGGAUGCGCCCUGCAGUGGUUAUGAGUCCGCAGGCUGGCUUGCGGAGUUGAGUGGAGUCCGGGGACCUCCUGAGGGCUCUUACAGAUUUCCCAGACGCUCCUGUGGGCUCCUACAGGUUUCCCAAGGGCUCGAGAGAAAAAAUGAGGGAUGAUUUGCUGACUUUAAUUUAAUUCAUUUGAAUUCCCCACUUUUUCGGGAUGCAUAAGGAUAACUAUUAGACUCACAGCUUUCACCAGAGCAACAGUGAUGACGGUUCUUCUUCUUUCCAAUAAAUUGUCACUUUUUGAUUUGAGUUUGAUUCGUUUGAUCUGAAUGCUAAAAGAAAAAAAACAAACAAACAUUAUUGUCUUUUAGUGCUGCUCUGUUUGUUGUUUAUGUUGCAUUAUUUAUACAUUAUUACAAAACAAACCAAGAGUUAUACACGAAAGUCAUAUGACUGACAGGUAGCUCAUUGAUUGGAUUGUUGUGGUCAGUGCCAUCCUGCAUCAUUACACCACAAGGACUAACGUUGUGAUGGGAAUGUGAUGGUUGCUGUACAGUUGCUAUGUUUCUCCCAAUUUCUAAUCAAGAAUACUUGGAGUGGGACACGAGCACAACACAUCUCUGCACUGUGGAAAAUAACUGUAGUUAUGUGGCAACAUGCAUGUUUUACUGAGGUUACCAAAUGACUUGCAUAUAUUGCUUCCUUGGCAAUUGAUGAUGAGUAGAUGGAUUUACUAACUUCUAUGUGCAACUUUCCAACUUGCAACUUGCAGCAUUCUGCAGGUCUGCCAAUAAUGUCAUGGUGCCAGAUCCCAAAGUUUCCUUCAGAAAGAGCUCUGAAGGAAACCUGUGUGAUGUGGUUGAGUCUAGGCUUCGGCAAGUCGGGGCUGAUUUGCUGCUAAGGACAAAACUGCAUGUUCAGGAGGUGGCUUUUAAUGUUUUGGUUUAUCAGUGUAGAAGCUUCAUUUAAGUAAUUCUGAAAAAGUAAUUAAAAUGUGUUUUUAUAAAAUAUAAAACUUCAUUUAAAUAGCAUCUUUUAAAAUAGUAAUGAACAAAAUAAACUGAAAUUCAAGGUAAAAUCACUGAGCAGCAUAAAUAAAUAAAAUCUAACCAACAAAGGAAUAGAAUAAGGAGUAAGAGUGAGAUUAUAAUAAUAAUAAUAUGAAAUAAGAUAAAGGCUGAGAAGUAACAAUAUAAAGCUAAACAAUUGCUUAGGUGGAAAUAUUAAACUUUAAUUAGCAGCUUUCUUAAAAAGGUAAGUGCUUUAAAUGAAGGCACUGCAGUAUGCAAGAUCAUUAGGUAACCACGGUAACAAGCAUGCAUAAUUUCGAAGGUGAAAGCGGUUAAGACAGAGCAUUGGUGUUCUGUUUCCUAAUCCUUUGAAUUUUGUAUGAAGUGAAUAAAGUAAACAUCACAAGUGAGAGUAAUUAUACAUCCUUUAUCACAAGAUAUGUUGUUUUUGGUCACGUUAUAGGCUUCUUAUGAUGUCACAUGAUGUAAAAAGUGCAGCUGCAGUCGAUACUGGUAAUGCUUAAAAGUUAUUUAAUUCUCUGUGAGAGCUCUUCAUACAUACAAAAACAAUGUUCAGUAAUGUGCUGCAGGAUGAAAGAUAACGGUCGUCAAAAUUAUAAUUAAUUGUGAAAGGCCUUGGGAUAAAAAUGUAUUGUUUGGCCUCUAUUGACCCCUACGAUACAUUUACAUACAGUUUGACUUUUUUUUUUUACCCCAGGCAACCAGAAACCAACAAGUUCUCUUCAGCUGAAAAGAUUAAAGCUAUUUUUUAAAGCAAAAACCCAAUAUCUCAAUGUUAUUUGUGCUUUAAAGAACAACUAAAGCUUCUAUUAACAGAAAUGAAAGGGAUUACACCUGUGUCUUCUGGGUGCCCUCGGCCUACCUGGCCAGGUGAGUGUUCCAGCUCUGCUCAAUGACGAGUUUCGUGUCGGUUCGUAUGGCUUCACGCUCACUGCUCUUGGCUGGUUUGUCAAAGCCUGUAUGAAUGCAUACCAGAUCAGGACUAACACCAAUCGGUCUCUUUCUUUAUGUUUGUUUUUCUUCUUUUCGUGGAAUUGAUGUGGAAUCAUAUGGCUAGUGCGUGGUUUCCACAUUCACAUGUUCUCAAGGGUCCCUGUGAAGGUAUUUUCACCAUCCUCCCAUGUUCAUGAAAGGCCAACAUGAAGCUCAGGUCUGAGACUGUACAGAUGGCCUGCAAAGACUACACAUGUGCCAGCGAGGUAUACUCGACACUUGUCUCAUGCUCUGAUUGUAUUUCAUAGUGAUUGCACUGUGUUCCACCUGUUCUUGUCAAGCAUUGCACUCACUGAUUUCUCAUUUUGACUUUUUCUCAUUGUCCCACCAAACACGGUAACCGAAGCAGCCCUUCGUGCUGAGUGUGCAUGUGUGGAACUUGUGUAUGCAAAGUCUGUUUUGUUUUGGAACACGUGCGCCUGCUGCUGUCUUUGGGCGCAGACAUUGAAGGGGAAACCAUGAACUGGCCUUCACAACAUGUUCCUGAAGUGCAAAUGUAAGCAUGUUAUCAAGGCCCCAUCUCCUGGAAAGAUUGCAGAUGUGAUGAAUGCCUGAUGUAAAAUGGUAGAAAUUGCACUUCAGUCUUGAUGUACAUUUGAAUCAACAUUUUCUGUAACUCAUUUCACAUACAGUUCAGCACUGCUCGCAUUUGUGAUUUAGCUGACCAAGAAUACAUUCCACUUAAAACACUGAGCAGUGAUUUCAGAAAUAUUCUAGUUUCUUGAGAGGAAGCUAUACAUAUAUAUAGUUUAGUACACACAUAUAUAUACAUGAGUUGUUACCAGUUCUCCAAACAGCCCAGUGGUGACCCUUCAUUUACCUCUUCUCCUUGUACUUUCUUCACUUUCCAGCUGUACUUAGACUGAUUAACACUGCAGCCCCCAGCAGGCAGGAGCACGGGGCUGAAGAUGGAUAGGGGUCACAUUUGUCACAUUGACGAGGUGAUGAUUUAGUGGUUUUCUGUAUUGACUCGAGAAAUGUUUUAAGACGGUGCAAGCAGCACAUUCCUUUACUUUAUAAAAAAAAAAACCUACACCUCUGCAUGCUGUGUAGGAGCAGUCACCUUCUUUGCAUUCAGCUGCGGAGCUCGAUCCGUUCAAAUGUCUCAAGCUAAAACUAAUUUUGAUCUUCAUUGAGUUUCUGCAGCGAAGCUCAGGUCUCACAUUAAAUAUUCAAAUCUUCAUCUUCCACUUUGUCACAUUUCUCGUCUUUUCCUGAACUUAGGGUUUAUGUGCUUUUUCAUUGAUAGAGCAGGUUUCUUUACCUAAGGAUCCAUAAAACCCCUUUUUAACUCCCAUCAUAAAAAGUUGAAGAAGACACGAUCAUCGACGGCUCCUCUCAUCCAGCAGCAGCAGCAGUGUGCUUUCAGCAGGCGGUAUAUUUUCAGCUGACUAAACAUCUUCUGUAGAGUGAAGCAUUAAAACACUAUUUACAUAUUGCAGUUUUCUACUUAAUUCACAAUAUGGCAAUUUAUGUGCUCUUACAACCCUGUUUAAAGACGUGAACACAGUUUUUCCAUGUACCAGAUCUUUCCUUUAAUCUGAUUCUUAAAUCCAAAUCCACCAAAGCAGAUUUGCCCACAUUAAUAUAAAGACAUACUGUGCUCAUGUCUAUUUAAAAUCUUCAAUGUUCUGGAGCCUCUUGGCCUUUUUAGAUACUGUAUAUAAUAUUGAUCCACUCAGUGAAAUCUUCACCUUUGAGUUAAGUUUUGAUCCACUGCACUUUUAUCUAUUUGCUUUAUCUGUUUCAUUGUAAUAUUAGGGAACAUUCUUCUCUGACUAAUUUUGAUUUGUUAAAGCUUUUUUCAUGAGCUCAACCAGCAUGCGUCUCCUGAAAUCAAAGUAAAACAACCUUUCUGUGCUCUGCAGCUUUUUGAUUAAUGUUACACAUGUGCUGAUGAUGAUAGUAAGGAGGAAUUCUAAGUGUCUCAUUUUGCCUAUCACUAUUCAUAGUCCUUCUGACUCAAUAAAGAGAAUCUGGUA
This is a messenger RNA of Stegastes partitus (bicolor damselfish), 4828 nucleotides long. RefSeq names its product TM2 domain containing 2 (gene tm2d2). The coding region runs from base 81 to 761 and encodes 226 amino acids. The record is from RefSeq and is a predicted model, not a curated record. NCBI's taxonomy places the organism in Eukaryota, Metazoa, Chordata, Actinopteri, Pomacentridae. The transcript is spliced from 4 exons.